AUGCCCUCAACUCCAAGCGAACUUGUUGAAGGGUUCAAGAAGUCUGGCGAGUUCGACCGUCUCCGGCGAGAGCUCCUGGCCCAAUUUCAACGCAGUGACCGUGUCGACGGGUUCAACCGGCGUAUAGAAGAGAUCAUUCGCCAACGGAUGGAGUCUGAUCAGAACCUCCAGCACCUGCCCCCUGACUCCGUCCAUCGCGAGCUAAUGCAGGAGAUGGACAGGUACCCCCUCGUUGAGCGUGCCGCCGCGGAGGCUCCUCUCAUCUCAGACGCCAACUUCGCCUCUGGAACUGUUCGACCGUCUUUGCAGCGCAUGCUGAAUGAAUCAUGAUUACCGACAUAUGGAUGGAGUCAUCACGCUAGUGCACCCCUAGGCAUCGUCGACUUCUAAGCGUGGUCGACGCAGCGUUUACACCGUUCGUAGGCUAGAUGCGCUCCUCGCGUAGUCCCGGAAAGCCAGGGGCGCACAGACCGUUUGCGAAACGGUUACUCUCACAAACUCAAACUAGCGACAUCCCAUGUGGACACGAGCUGGUACCUUUCGCGUCCGUUGGCGAACGUCUUCGAAAGCUUAUCCCCAGUCGUGUCUACAACUCGGUACCGGAUAUUAGCUUAGACUUGCAUAGACUUCACAUUUGAUGCAGAUGUGACAAUGUAUUUAUCC
This is a messenger RNA of Coniophora puteana RWD-64-598 SS2, 663 nucleotides long. RefSeq lists its product as uncharacterized. The transcript is spliced from 4 exons. NCBI's taxonomy places the organism in Eukaryota, Fungi, Basidiomycota, Agaricomycetes, Boletales, Coniophoraceae. The record is from RefSeq and is a predicted model, not a curated record. Bases 1 to 330 code for a protein of 109 amino acids.